This is a messenger RNA of Neltuma alba, 668 nucleotides long. Its product is annotated as RING-H2 finger protein ATL70-like. Lineage: Eukaryota; Viridiplantae; Streptophyta; Magnoliopsida; Fabales; Fabaceae. The record is from RefSeq and is a predicted model, not a curated record.
CUGCUGCUGCUUCAUCAUAAUACAGGAUGAGCAACAACGGCACAGAUAAUUCCUCUGGAUUCCUAGGAUCCAACAACAUCAGUGGAUUCGGGUAUGGCAUAGGAAUAUCAAGUGGGAUUCUUCUGCUUGUCACCACCAUCACCCUCACUUCCUAUUUCUGCACCAGAACACAGUCACCACCGUCUUCUCCCUCCCCCUUGGCUGCUCGGAGAAAUCUCCCCACUUUCUUUGAGCCGCAUCACACGGUGGUGGGUGGGAUAGACGAAGCCACCAUUCUGAGCUACCCCAAGCUUCUGUAUUCUGAGGCCAAGCUACAAAAGCCAGAUUCCACGGGGACAUGCUGCUCCAUAUGCCUAGGAGAUUAUAAAAGCAGGGAUAUGCUUCGGGAGUUGCCGGAUUGUGGUCAUAUAUUCCACCUUAAGUGCAUUGAUCCAUGGCUCAGAAUGCAUCCAACGUGUCCUCUCUGUAGAACAUCUCCUGUCCCAACACCACUCGCCACGCCUCUCGCCGAGGUGGUUCCAUUGACCACCAUGCGGGUACCAUAAUCGUAGGGACUAGCGACACUUGAUCGAAGCAGCAUCAGAAAUCUGAAAUGCUUUCAUAUCAUCAUUGUCACGCUAUGAAAUUAAGACGCAGUUAUUGAUAGAGCAUUCUUUUUCUUCUGUGGG